GGUUGUCCCGGAGAUCCCGGCACGUGGGGUCGGAUUUGGGAUACUUUCCGGCUGGGCCAUGGAUACACCGUUGAGGCGCAGCCGGCGGCUGGGAGGUCUGACGCCUAAGUCUCCCGAGAGCGCCACGUCAGUUUUGCAGGCAACACCAGCCCUUGUGGAGUUCGAAUCGAAUCCGGAAGAAACGAGGGAGCCUGGGUCUCCUCGGCCUGUGAGGCAGCCCGGCCUGGAGUCCCCCCAAAGUCAGCCGCAGACGUGCCCAGGAUCACCCAGUCCACAGCCGGGGGUAAGCCUGGGGUCUCCCCGAAGGGAUCCGGGCCCGAGAUCCCCCCAGGGUCAGCGAGAUGCAGGCCUGGAGUCUCCCCGAAGACAACCAGAGUCGAGUCUUGAAUCCGCUCGAUGUCAGUCAAAGCCAAGUGGAGAGUCACCGAUGUUAUUCCAGAGCCAAGAAGAACCAGAGGCGGGCUUGGCCCACAGUAAAGAGGAGCUGGCUCGUGGGUCCCUCCGACAUCAGCUGCAGCCGGGCCCAGGAUCGCCAGAGCCUAACCCCGGUCAGCAAGCGCCGGGCCCAGAGCCCUCGCCGCCGCUGCAGGAUCUGACACCACAAUCAGCUGACUCCACGCCGGGUCAGCGCGAGCCGAGCGAGCCACCCCUAGCAGGAGCGCCGGGGAGAGACGGCCAGAGGCCAAAGAAGCGAAAAGGAUCUUCAGCCCAGGCCCCAGCGGCCAAGAAGUUGAAGGAGGAGGUGGAGGUGCCUGUAAUCCCGAAGGGAAAGCCCAAGUCGGGGCGCGUGUGGAAGGACCGCUCCAAGAAGAGGUUCUCCCAAAUGGUUCAGGACAAGCCCCUGCGCACAUCCUGGCAGCAGAAGAUGAAGGAACGGCAGGAGCGGAAGCUGGCCAAGGACUUUGCCCGGCACCUGGAAGAGGAGAAGGAGAGGCGUCGGCAGGAGAAGAAACAGCGACGAGCCGAGAACCUGAAACGCCGCCUGGAGAAUGAGCGCAAGGCAGAGAUAGUCCAAGUGAUCCGAAACCCCGCCAAGCUCAAGCGGGCGAAGAAGAAGCAGCUGCGCUCCAUCAAGAAGCGGGACACCCUGGCCCUGCUGCAGAAGCAGCCGCCCCAGCGGCCAGUGGCCAAGGUCUGAGCGCAGGCCAGCACAGAGGCCUCCUGGAGCCAACCACGUCAGACACGGCGCCUUGCAAGCCACUGGUCACGCACCUGCGCUGGACCCAGCACUCCAACUCUGGCUCCGAAACAGGGGCCCCACUCCAGAUGGGGUCCUGAGCCUUUGGGGCUCUUAGGCAGGUCUUUGUGAGACAAAGGACCAGAGGAAGCCUGGGACCUGGCAGGGAUCGGGCUGGGGCGGAGGAGGUUCUGCUCCCUCCUUUCUUCCUUUCUCCAAGUGCCUUCAAACCAAGGAGAGUACAUUCUUCCAGUUUCUCAGGGAGCUAGUGACCAAAAGGUAUGUUCUGUCUCAAGGUCCUGGCUCUGUCCCAAAGGCUGCUUCGGGUACCUCUGCACCCUACCGACUGUGCCCCCGACCCCUGAAUCUAGCUCCACCCACUUUCAACACUGAAAGGUGAAUGUGAGAGGUCGCAGGGAGCAGCAUUCCUCUCGAGCCCCCUCUGCAGAAGCCUCAAAGAUCUAAUGGACUCAUGCCCAUCCAGUCCACAACAAAAAUAUUUAUUGAACACAUGCUGUGUACAGGCAUAGAUAUAAGUACCAGGGAAUACAGGCAAAAGUCCCUGCCCUUGAGGAGUGUUCAUUCUGACAUGGAGAAAACAUAAU
Pteronotus mesoamericanus is the source of this 1782-nucleotide messenger RNA. It is a transcript of the gene CCDC86, whose product is annotated as coiled-coil domain containing 86. The transcript is spliced from 4 exons. The record is from RefSeq and is a predicted model, not a curated record. The coding region runs from base 59 to 1138 and encodes 359 amino acids. Lineage: Eukaryota; Metazoa; Chordata; Mammalia; Chiroptera; Mormoopidae. Gene Ontology annotation, cellular component: nucleolus.